This is a messenger RNA of Punica granatum (pomegranate), 1045 nucleotides long. NCBI's taxonomy places the organism in Eukaryota, Viridiplantae, Streptophyta, Magnoliopsida, Myrtales, Lythraceae. The record is from RefSeq and is a predicted model, not a curated record.
AACUUCCUGAGUCAUAAGGCACCUUGUAAAGUACCGUCUCCUUCCAUUGAAAUUCCCAAAGAAUUCCGCCCGCUGAAGGAAAGGAAAGGCAAAAAAAAAAAAAAAGGCUCGAAGCUUCCCCUCCCCCAUGGCGGAAAAUCCCCGUCCUCCGGUCACCGGCUACCCCGUGCCACCCGCCGGUGCCUACUCCAACGGCUACCCUGCUGCGCCGGCCUCCAACACUGCCUACCCCUACGCUGCUCCUCCUCCUCAGCACAACAACUACCAGUACUACGGGCCGCAGUACCAGCGCCGCAACGCCUUCAUCCGCUACUUCCUGGUGGCCCUGAUUUCCUUCUUCAUCAUCACCGGCUCGAUUAUCUUCAUCGUCUGGCUGGUGCUCCGCCCCCGGAUCCCCGAGUUUACUGUCCAGUCGGUCAAAGUCACGAACUUUUCCGUCGUCGACUCCCAGCACGUGUCCGGCAUUUGGCAGGUCCGGCUCCUGGUCGCGAACCCUAACAAGAAGAUGAAGAUCUCGUACGCCACCAUGGACUCCACGCUCUUCUACAAAUCGGAGUUCAUAACCGCCACGCGGAUCCCACCGUUCGACCAGGGCACGAGGAACCAGACGGCCGUGGACACGUCCUUCUCCGUCCAGGACGCUUACGUGGCCGUCUCGGCUCUGAACACCCUCAACUCGGAGAGAGCUAAGGGGACAGUCCCGUUCCGGAUUAGGGUUCUGGCCUGGGUCAGAUUCAGGUCGGGGUGGUGGCGGGCGAGGAGUAGGCUGCUCAAGGUUUGGUGUGAGGACCUGACAGUGGGCCUAUCUUCUUCGAAUAAUCGGACCGCCGAUUUGGUUGGUGGAGAAAGGGAUUGCAAGGUUAGAAUAUGACUUAUGUUAACUUCUGCUCCCUCAAUUCGGUUUUGCUUGGGAGAUAAAUUUCGUGUAAUCUUUUUGACUUUGUUUUAGCUUGCGCGAACAAUUAGAUGUAUAUUGAAGGUUUAGAUAUUCAUGUCAUCGUGAUUGAUUCAUAGUUUUAUUCGUUAUACAGUCGGUUUCUUGAAA